This is a messenger RNA of Rotaria sordida, 813 nucleotides long. The record is from the annotation of a GenBank genome assembly. NCBI's taxonomy places the organism in Eukaryota, Metazoa, Rotifera, Eurotatoria, Philodinida, Philodinidae.
AUGGCUCAACAACGCACACUUAAGUCAUUCGCACCUAUUCAAGGUAUUGCGUCAGACACACGAUUUAGACUAUCACCUGGUGAUGAUGAUAGCAUUAGCAUUGAAGCUGGGGUUGGCCAGGAAGGUGAUCUUGUGCUGGUUGAAGCAAUGAGCGAUACCGGUGCUUAUAAGGAGAUGGAAGAUUUAAACGGUUAUGAUGAAGUUAAUUACGUACUACAUCAUGAUCCUGAUCUUUUUUCAUUAAGUAUACUCCCAACAUGUGAUGGUCUUCAAUUGAAAGAUCAACGUGAAAAUAAAUCGAUUGAUGAACCAAACAAUUCUCAACCUGAACAAUCUAAUAUUGAUGUUAUUUGGCUUGGCGAAGAAGCAAGUAUAUUCUUACCGGAAAUUGUUUUAAAUUUGGCUGUUGAUCAAUGGGCAAAUGAUAAUUACCCGAAAGUGAAAUCAGUUACCAAAAUUGAGACGAAUAAAGAUUUACAAAUACAAGAAUUGAUUGCACAAAACUGUGAUCGUCAGCUCGAUUACCAUGAUGAAAUGAGACGAAUGCAUUCUGCCAAUGGUGUUACUCCUCUAGCUGCAGCACAUGCAAGAGAAGAACGACAGUGCAUCGAGGUCAAAUUAGGCGAUUUAAGUCAACGACUGUCGUACGCUCAAAAAUGCAAAUUAGAACAUCAAGUUGCCGAAGAAAAAUGUGCUCGAAUAGAAAGAAAUUUAGAACGACAAAUGAAAGAUUUAAUUAGACGACAAGAAGCGCUUCAACUACAAGAAGAAGAUAUAUUAGAGGGUUCCUUCUCAGUACAAUCAACAAACUAG